Molecule: messenger RNA, 7404 nt
Organism: Stegostoma tigrinum
Lineage: Eukaryota; Metazoa; Chordata; Chondrichthyes; Orectolobiformes; Stegostomatidae
Gene: atmin
Product: ATM interactor
Exons: 4
Coding region: 10-2442 (810 amino acids)
Biological process (GO): regulation of transcription by RNA polymerase II
Cellular component (GO): nucleus
Molecular function (GO): DNA-binding transcription factor activity, RNA polymerase II-specific; transcription cis-regulatory region binding
Source: RefSeq, a predicted model, not a curated record
GCCGGCAAGAUGGCGGCGCGUGUGGUGGGUGUGCGAGGGAAUGAGCGGCCGCCUUUCUCUCCACCUCCAUCCCCGGACAAUGGUCAGAGACCGAGGAAACCACCACCACGUCCUCCUCCUCCUCCUCCUCCUCAAGCGGUUACAGCCGCUGCUGGCCAGGCCUCGAGCUGCCAGAUGAUUCGGCCGUCGGUCAGUGAGCUGAGCCGGGAGGUGCGGACCAACAUCCUGUGCACGGUGAAGGGCUGCGGCAAAAUCCUGCCCAACCCGCCGGCCCUCAGCAUGCACCUGGUCAAAUCGCACAGGGUGCAGGACUGCAGCAUUAAUCCAACUAUUAGGAAGGAUCUGAAGUCAUCUGUUCAGAAACUGUAUUGCUGCCCCAUUGAAGGCUGCCCAAGAGGACCGAAUAGACCAUUUUCCCAGUUUGCCCUUGUUAAGCAGCACUUUAUGAAAAUUCAUGCUGAAAAGAAACAUAGAUGUGACAAAUGUAGUAAUUCAUAUGGCACAGAAUGGGACUUGAAACGACAUGCUGAGGAUUGUGGGAGGAUCUUUCAGUGCACUUGUGGAUGUCCUUAUGCCAGUAGGCCAGCACUGUUGUCUCACAUUUACAGAACUGGCCACGAAAUCCCUCCUGAGCACCGGGAUCCGCCACGCAAGAAGAGAAAAAGUGAGUGGUCAAAUCAGAAUUGCUUGAACCAGGUAGCAAAAGUGAAGCAGGAAAUCCAGGUGGUCCAAGAUCCAACAGAGAUAAACCAAAAAACCUGCAUCAAAAACUCCUGUGGAGAUGACCACAUCAAGCAGCCUUCAGCUCCUGCCAAACAGAUUCAGAAAUUGUUGUUACCAAAGCCCAAGGUUGCACUUGUUAAACUUCCUGUAAUGCACUUGACACAUUUACCAGUUAUUUUAUCUUCAGGCACAUCCACAGAUAAUUCAGUCAAGUCCAUUGUUGUUGCUGUUGACGAUCAAGGAUCUAUUCUAAGCACACUGCAUAUUUUGCCUCCUUCGGUGGGAACUCUGACACCGUCUACAGAAGUGAAAGGGUUAAGUUUUAAAGGUGGUCUCCCCAUCUCCAAGGUUACUAGCAUCAUGAUGGUUGAACCUGUCAGUACUGCAGUGCGAGUCAACAUGGAUUCGGGUUUUGUCAAUAAUCAAGGUUUUCCCUCACUUGGAGACCUCAGCACAAAAAACAAAUUUAACUCCACAAAUGUUCAGACAGACGUAUCAUGCCUUGCACAGAACACAGCACCAGAAUCUCUAGCUACUUGCUACUCUACAGAGAACACAGUGUCGGCUUGUGCACAGACUGAUCUGAGUAUCAGCACUCAAGUUUUGUUACCUGUAAGUGUCCAUACACAAACGUUUGAACCGGAUAUGAAAAUCACGACAUCAAUAAGUGCUCAGACAGAUUCGUUUGUUCAGACUUGUUUUCCAUUGUUUGGUGUUUCCAGGAAAACACAAACUAAUUUGGUAAAUUCUGCUCAUGAUAAAAGCUCUGCAGUUCAAACACUAAUUAACACAAGUAAUCAUGAAGACAUUUUUGACCAUUCUUUGGUUUCUUCAUACAGUGUUUGCACACAAACUCAGACUAAUUUCCCUCUGGAUGCAGUGGGCAUUAACCAAAGGUUAUCCCAUGAUCUUUUACAGAGCCCCAAAUCAGCUGUUGAUUUUCAUAUUAACUCCACUUUACUUCAACAGAAUCCUAUGAUUGACAACCAAACUCAGACAAUUAACCUAUUCAAUGACUUGGAAAAUAUCCUGUCAGAAAGCAUAGCUAGUCAUUCAUUAGAAAACCGCGGUCUUUUAUCCGAUGCCUCUGGUGAGAGUAUGACGGGAACCCAGACACAUGGUACAGGUAUUGACUUCGAUAUUGAAUUUUUAUCUGCAAGCAACACGCAAACACAGACAGAAGAGAAUGAAUUUGGUACUUUGCACACAGAGUCUGCUUUGGAAUCUCUGGAUAUUGAGACUCAGACAGACUUCUUGUUUUCAGACCAUCUUGCUCAAGGGUUCAAUGGCAGGGGACAGUCUAGCUAUUUAGGGCUAGAAAUGUUUGAUACACAGACUCAAACAGAUGUCAAUUUCUUGGUAGAUGGCAGUACACAUCUACCUCUGGACAGUAUUUUGAAACAGUCCAGUUUAUCUCUAAGUGGAGAGUCCUCUGGUACCAAAACUCAGACUCCUGAUGUAAUUUAUAGAAAUAAUUUCACUUGCAUCCCUGAAAGCCAUGUCCGGUCAAACUGCACUGAAACACAGACGACCUUUGAAAACCUCAGCAGUCUGUUCUUCACUAGCAAUGAGACACAGACUGUAAUGGAUGACUUUCUCUUGGCAGAUAUGGCAUGGAACACAAUGGAAUCACAUUUCAGUUCAGUGGAAACACAAACCUGCGAUGAAAUAUUUUCCUUGUUUCAAAAUACUGAUAAAAACAGUGAAUUGCACAGCUAAAGAGCAGCAUUUAAUUUCUGGAUUGGUGCACUGGAAAGUGGCAACAUUUCAUAAAGUGUGGUGUUGCAUUACUGUUGCACCUCUUUUGGUAGCCAUGUUUGGGGAUGGGAGGAAAGUAGGGAAAUUUCAAACUUAAACUAAUCCAGUUACUGGAGUCUUUCUCCUCUCUGGGUGUUUGGAUCCCUUUCCCAUGGAUUAAAAACUUUCUAUGAAUGCUGAUCUGUGAUUCAGCAUUCUUUAGUUUUUGAGAGUAAUUGCCUUCUGAUCCAUGGCCCCCAUCCAGUUUGACUUUUGCUUUCCCCAUGACACUUUCCUUCGAUGCACGGCUAGCGUACAUACUCAAAUGUUUACAAAGCCAUGUCUACAUGUGAGGAAUCAUACUUACUCCCUUGCCAUUUCAGAUUUUCUUGUGUUAGUUUUCACUGGUCUCUGUACCUUCCACCUUGGUAUCUGGCUUCUUUAGGGGUGAGAAAUAGAUGCCAGAGACCCCCUUGUACUUUGGACAAAAGGCAGUUAUUCACACAUGGCCCUUGCUAUCUUAUGUAGAAAGGUCUUCAGCUAAACCAAUAACUCUGGACACAUUCUUAAAGAUUUCAACACCGUCUCCUGUUUCUAUACAUUGUGGUCUAAAAGUACGGUUUUGCCAAUGUGAUAUUUAAAAAUGUUUAAAGAUCUUUCUUUUAAAUAUUUGUUUUUCAUGUCCUUGAGUUUAGUGAACUCCAGAUUAAAUUUUGAGGUUUGACAACCCUAUUCCAAAUCUGGUUCAUGUCCACAUAUGCACGGUGUAAACGUGGUUUGUUUAAAUAUCAGUUGGGGAAUAAGAGUUCCUAUGCUGGUCGCUCCCUACCUCAUCUAGUGGCAGUUCGUUAAUCAUCAUGCUUCAGCCUUUGACCUGAUGUCAGUACACAAACUGCAUGUUCAAAUUCUAACCGUAUUGGUGUCUGUGACUUUACUACUCCUUGAGCAAUUCACUAGCUGAAUACUUUCACACAAUGCAGAGAAAUCAUGAAAUAGCGUAUCUUCAUUGUGCAGUGCAUUUUAUUCCCCAGUAAAUUUAUGGCAUAAUGCUUUUCAUUCUACCUGUUACCUCUGCUGUAAAUUAGAUUAAAGUUACUUUACUUGACCAGAUUAGUGCAAAGCUUCCAUAGCCUUCCAACAAAGAACAAACCUAAUCUACCCAACCCUGAAGUGGCCAAUCUCGGUGAUUCUGCUCUCAUUACUUGUAGAAUUUGCUCAUGUAACAGCCUUUAGGUCCUUUGGUGGCUACAAAUUUGAAUUAUUCAUGCAAGAAGUGUUUUGUAAACCUUUUUGGCUGAGUUUUGUGCCCUGGGUCUUUGGAAAUUGCAUUGCGCUUUCACGUGACCAUUCUCAGUGCUGCUUGCAAUCUAAUCAAAUUGCUGACAUGAAGCAGUCAAAGAUGUUGUGUUGGACUAUGUUUGGGCAUUUGUCUGGGCCUUCAGAGUAAAGAAUUCCCAGCUUUGUGGGCACAAACUGUUAAUGUUGCCAUCAGCUCUGCUAAAGCAGGCUGUAAUCAAGAAAUGCUCCACCCGAAUCCUACCUUGGAGUGCCAGUGCCUGAUCAUCCAUGCUUCAGUCUGUCAGUGAAUUAUUUCAUGGCAGGCCCAGCCUUGAAAUUGGUCUCAACCUAUUGUCUGUGAUUUAUCUUGACCAGCUUAUGACAUCUCAAAAUAUACCUUCCAUACAAAUGACUGUCAUUCACAUAAUAGAGAUCCUAUAUUUUUGGUAACUUUUGGAUCUCAAAUCCAGGUUUGUAGCAAAUGUCAUGAAAAUAUUCCCAUUAUUAUGAAUGGGAUCCUAUCUAGACCUUAUCCAAAUGCUAUGUGCUGCUGUAUCCUUGCUAUGUCACUGAAAAAUUUGAGACACAUUUAGAAGAUGAGUUCUCCAGGGGAAAUUUUUUUGCUUGCUACAUAUAGUGGCUAUAUCUUUUCUACCUGAAUCUCAGGAAAAAUAUAUAGUUUUGUUUCACUUCCAUGGGGUCGACAUCUGUGUUCCAGGCUCCUAAUUGGGAUACAUUUCUAUUACAAACACUCUCUUUUCAAAAAUGAAUCUUCUAAGUCUACUAGCAUGUUUGGAGUUCUCAUGUGAUCAGAAGCCUUUCUGGAAAUCAGCAUCAAUUCCUACAUUGGGAGAUAAAGUACUAAAUUGUCAGCACCUGCUUUGAGAACUUUACAGAAUUGCUGAUUCUCAGAAACUAGUAAAUUUUUUAAAAAUUCCAUAGGACUGACCCAUAUUGCAUGCUAGGGACAUGCUGAGUUGAUUCUCUCAACUAAGGAGAGAUGCAGGUUAUUGAGCAUCUUGAUAUUAACAUCCCAUUUGCAAGUGCAAACUCCUGUUUGUGGAAGCUGCACAAAUUUUUAGAUGCAUUUGAUUUUCCCAAAUAAAAUUUGGUGUUUAAGUUUUUUUUUUCUGGGAAAUCAAAUGUUCAGAAAUAAAUUACAAACUACCUGAUUGCCUCUAGUAGUGCUUGGGAUAUUAUGAGGCACCUGUUAAAGAUGGACAAGGCCUUUUAAAGGCUACGUUUAGUUGCUAAAUUUUAUCUGCUUCCUGUUUUCCAGUUGAUCCAAAACACUCAACAACACCUGUUCACAGCUAAUGGUUCUGGUGGAUUUGUGCUCCUGACUCCCCAGUUAGUGCUAUCAGUAAACACCAAGCAGGGCAGUGUCUUGGAUUACUGUGUUUCAAAGUGCAUGUCUCAAAUUAGAGCAGUAGCUCUUCACCCGAAGCUGCUUUUAACUCUAUUUCAUUGUUGAGGUGUGACAACAGCCAUUUUGUAUUGCACAAAAUACUGACUUGUUAUGCAUCUUUAAAUAUUUUUGGUUUUCUACAUUUUGAGAGCGCCCUACAGCUAUAUUUGGCUAUGCAUUUCAUUCGUUUAAUAAAUGUAGCUCUUACAGUAUUAAACCAAAAGUUCAACUGUCUUUUCAGUGACGUUGCCUGUAUUUGCAUUCGCAUUUUUUCAGUGCUAAGUGUAGGUUUGUCUCUGAUAGCAAUUUCAUGUCAAUUUGUUUUUAAAAUUCCAUCCCAAAAAUCAACUGUUGGACCCUCCACUGACUAGUAUUUCUGUGCAUAUCUCUAGUUGCUCUUGAAUGUGUAUUUGUUUCAUGAGUUGGUUUGCAGUUGAUGUGCUGCACUACUUUCAUAAUACCACUUUAAUUUUUCCAUUUAUUGUCCAUUUGUUCCUGGUGGUAGUUGUUUCUUAAAUAGUGAAGUGUAAUCUUUGUGGCCUCUGGAAUGAACUGUUUAAUAUGGCUACACUUAAUAUUUGGUACUAAAUUUAUUUAGGCAAAAUAAUACUCUUAAUUGGUACGCUUUAAAUGCUGCGCCAAACUGCUUUUGUGACACUAGUAAUUUAUUGCUCAAGUUGGCUUUAUCACAAGCAGUUUGUAAUUGAACUGUAACCAUAAAUAUUUUGUUGUGUUACAAAGCUUAAAAUGCUGACCACAGACAGACUAUUUUACUCACCUCAGUUUAAGUGAUCAUAGUGGCCAAUGAUUCACUGAAAUCCUGGUGUAGCAAGUAGCGCACAGAUGAGUUAGCAUUUUGAAUCCACUUCUUCGAAAUCAUUAACACUGUAAAUAGUUUGAUAAACUCAAAAGAAAUAUUUUGCCCAUUGAUCAAAAUCAUUAUCUUUUUGUUAACAGCUAUAGCAAACAAGCAUAUCUGCACACAGUGACUGGAUUAAUUACUGCACUGCAGGCUUACAGGAGCAUUCUGCAUGUUCUAACCGAAGUGUUGCAGAUGUAACCUGCUGUGUCAGUGCACCUUGUGUACUCAUUUUUUAAAAUGCUUUGUUUCUAAGUCAGACAAUGUGCCCUGUGUAGCUUGUCCUAUGUGACAUACUUCAUAUUUCAUGUUUUGUUUGUACUGUCUUUUAUUGAAGUAAACUUUAGUUAUGUAAAUCACGUUUUUGUGGCUAAUCUCCUUAUGCAGUUUUUUGUUAUUUUUAAACUGUAUGUCCAUGCAGUGCGUUAAUGUUAUCCAUGUUCUUGUGUGGGAUGCAUUAAGAUUGCUUGCUUUGGGAAAUCAGUUGUUUGGCUAAAAAUGCCAAAGUGAUCAAGCUUUUGAGGUAGAAUAAGUGGCAGUGUUACUUUUUAUUUUUGGCAGGUUGGUGAAUUAUCCCUUUUAAAACUUUCCUUUGAUUUGAAUUUCACUUCUCUUAAAUGCCUUGGUGUUAUAUGUCUCAGUAUAUUUUCCCGUCUUGCUUCACUGACUAAUUGUCCUGGAUUCGGUUUUCUGUCUAAAAGUAACAAUUUUUGACAUUCUUGGGACAGGACGGGGGCAAAUCAACCACUGUUCACAUUCCUGUUCGCUGCCCAGUAGAUAUGCAAUGGCCUAAGGAGUGAUGUUGGGUAAGGACAGAAUUUGGCUCGGUGAUGCAGGCUCACUCAUUAAAUAUCUAAACUGUUAUGGAGGGAUAGCCACAUAGUUUCUUUUUGCCAAUUUUGACUUACCACCUAUUACAUGGGCUGAUGAGUUCUUGUUUUUGAUUACUGAGAUGAUUUUACAAAAAUUAGAGUUGUAAUUUAUUUUUUUUCUGUUUUGUUAGUUUGGAGCUUGCAUCUAAAAAUGUGAGAUUCAUGACUUUGUUGUUUCACAAAACACAGGUUUUGUGACUAAAUUGUGUUUAUUUAAUAAGUAGCUGCUCCAUAAGAGCAGACAAGUUUACUUGCAUAUAUUUUCCUUUUGGCAUUACAUGUUGAAUUGAGAGUCCCACUUGACUGUGUAAAUAUCACAAAGGUCAUUUCAGUGCAGGUAAACUAUUGUGCCACAAGUGAUUUUCUUUCAGUGUUAAUAUGCAUUUUGUCAUGUGAGUGAGCAUUUCUUUUAAGCUGAUGCUUAACUUCACUUAUUUUGUUGUACUCCACUUAGCUGGAAUUUUGCACAUUAAGUUAUUUUCCCAGUGUAUCGUGUUAGUGGAUGUUUUGUGCAAAGCACAUGGAUG